Messenger RNA from Vespa mandarinia (Asian giant hornet), 1970 nucleotides. RefSeq names its product cysteine--tRNA ligase-like protein, mitochondrial (gene CysRS-m). Gene Ontology annotation, cellular component: cytoplasm. Gene Ontology annotation, biological process: cysteinyl-tRNA aminoacylation. The record is from RefSeq and is a predicted model, not a curated record. Lineage: Eukaryota; Metazoa; Arthropoda; Insecta; Hymenoptera; Vespidae. Gene Ontology annotation, molecular function: cysteine-tRNA ligase activity; ATP binding.
AUAUGAAUAUGUAAUGUCAUGUCAUUAUUUUAAUGUUCUAUAGAUCAUAGUUUCAAAUCUAAUGACAUAUAUAUGCGUAAAGUAUUUGGUACACACAAACAUAAUGUAUUAUGAUAUGUUAUCAUAUAAAUUAUUAUAAUAUGCUAUCAUACAUAAUAUUGUUAAGAAUGAUAUGAUUAGAAAAGGUAUUAUAUUAAUACAUAUAUAAUUGCUAGAAACUAUAUUUUUUUUAAUGAAACUAAUCAGUAAUUAUUUUAUUGAGCAUAGUAUAGAGAGUAAGUAUCUAGAAGGGCAUAAUAAAGGCAUCUUCCAGCCCCCGGUCGUUAUUGUUAGUCGGUCUGUGAACUGUUCAAUUACAUCACGUGUUGCUGGAAUGCAUAGAUUGUUUCAAUCAAUUGGCACUCGGUGGCUCUAGAACUUUCAUAAUGGAAGAAUUAUGUUACCAAGCUACUCCCAAACAAGAAAACAAAUUUAAGUGGAUAAAACCAGUAGGAACAGAUACGGGUAUUAAACUAUACAACCCAAUUACAAAGACUAAAGUUUCAUUAAUAUUAAGAAAAGAAGGCUUCUUAACAUGGUAUAUGUGUGGUCCAACAGUUUAUGACUCUGCUCAUAUUGGACAUGCAAUCACUUACAUCCGAUUCGACAUCAUAAGACAAAUUCUAUCACAAUAUUUUAAUAUUCAUACAUUAGUGAUAAUGGGUGUAACAGAUAUUGAUGAUAAAAUAAUAAAGCGAGCUGUGGAAGAAGGAAAAGAUUUUAAAGAAUUAUCCAAAUUCUAUGAAAAUGAAUUUUUUAAUGAUCUGGAAAUGUUAAAUAUCACAAUGCCGCAUUUCACUUAUAGAGUUACGGAAUAUAUGCCACAAAUAAUACAAUUUAUUGCUAAUAUUUUAGUCAAAAAUAAAGCUUAUGUUGCAAAAGAUGGAUCUGUAUAUUUUGAUACCAAAUCAUAUAAUAAAUAUGGAAAACUUGUAGUUCCAUUUAUGGAUACUAUUUACACAGAUAAGAAAUCAUCGUUAGAUUUUGUUUUAUGGAAAGCAACAAAAGAUAAAGAACCAUAUUGGGAAUCUCCAUGGGGUUGUGGAAGACCAGGAUGGCACAUAGAAUGUAGUGCUAUGGCAAGUGCAGUAUUUGGAAAAACAAUAGAUAUUCAUAGCGGUGGAAUUGAUUUGAUGUUUCCACAUCAUGAAAAUGAAGAGGCACAAUCCUGUUGCUAUCAUAAUACAGAUCAAUGGGUAAAUUAUUGGUUACACUGUGGACAUUUAUGUUUAAAAGAUAACAUUAAAAUGUCAAAAAGCUUAAAAAAUACCAUAAGCAUAAAAAAGUUUCUUGAAAAGUACACAACCAAUGAUUUAAGAAUGUUGUGUUUACUUUCUCACUAUAGGAAUAAUAUUAUAUAUUCUGAUGAUGUGAUUAAUCAUGCUGUAAAUGUAAGAAAUAAAAUAGAAAAUUUUAUUAAUGAAUGUAAUAAUUAUUUGACUGGUAAAAUCAAUAGUGGUAAUAUAGAUGAAGCUUCUUUGAUUCAUAAUUUGCAUGAAACAAAAAGUAUAGUACAUAUGGCUCUAGCAAAUGAUUUCAAUACUGCACAAGCAAUACGAGCUAUUUUAAAUCUUAUUGACAUAGGUAAUAAAAUGUUUUCUCAAAAUAAUAGUACUCUUAAUGACAAAGGUAUAACUGCAGUUGCUGCAGUUUCCGUAUACAUUUCAAAUAUACUUUCCAUCUUUGGCUUUAUAAAAUCUAAAUCCUUAGUAGAAAAUCGAAAAACCGAAGAUAUUAUCAAGUACUUUGUGGAAUUUAGAAGUGUGGUUAGAAAUAGAGUAUUAGAGCAAAAACAAAAUGACGAACUUUUAUUACUUGCAUGUGAUACAGCAAGAAAGAAUUUAUCUACUUGUGGAAUUACUGUGAAGGAUCGUAAAAGUGUGUCUACAUGGGACUACCACAAAUUAACUUAAAAUAAACACAAUUAUAUA